AUGCUUUUCACGAUUGUCCUCCUGGCAACCCUGGCCCUCAGUGUCCUUGGCACUCCUAUCGGCAGACGCGGUGCUAUGGUCGAAGAGGUACGCGCUGAGCAGACUGCGGUGGUUCAUAUGGAGGAAAGGGCAGAUGAGCAACCCGGCUUGCCUAAGAACUGGUCGGCCGAGAAAAGGGCAGAUGAUGAACCCGGCGCGCCUAGCAUCUGGUCAGUGGAGAAAAGGGCGGAUGAUGAACCCGGCGCGCCUGGGAUCUGGUCGGUCGAGAAAAGGGCACCUGUGGCUGCCAAAUCCAAGCAGCUCAAGCGUGCGAACUACCCUACGCCUCAGCCCUGA
Molecule: messenger RNA, 336 nt
Organism: Letharia columbiana
Lineage: Eukaryota; Fungi; Ascomycota; Lecanoromycetes; Lecanorales; Parmeliaceae
Exons: 2
Coding region: 1-336 (111 amino acids)
Source: RefSeq, a predicted model, not a curated record